Messenger RNA from Thrips palmi, 1813 nucleotides. RefSeq lists its product as uncharacterized. The transcript is spliced from 3 exons. Lineage: Eukaryota; Metazoa; Arthropoda; Insecta; Thysanoptera; Thripidae. Gene Ontology annotation, molecular function: protein binding. The record is from RefSeq and is a predicted model, not a curated record. The coding region runs from base 217 to 1686 and encodes 489 amino acids.
GCUUUGUUUGUUGUUGUGCCCAGCCCUAGAGGCCUCUAACCUCUACCCACUCUGCGCACUCUCUGUGAAAACGUCAGUGUCAAACGCAGUAGCAUCUCCGAUCAUUCCAUUCGCGAUUCCAGCGAGGCGAGAAGCGAAAGUCGCCUCAGCAUUGCUGUCAAUCUCAUCGACAAAGCCGCGCUCCUCUCCAGAAGUUACCUUCGGAAAGCUGUGGUCAUGGACUGUUUGUCUGAUGAGCGCGACUUGACGGUGACCCUACCCGAUGAUGUGGUGGCUACAAUUUUCUCCUUUAUGCACCCAACUGAUCUCGUCUCACAUAUUCCUUUUGUUUGCAAGAGAUGGUAUCAACUAUCGAAACAUCCUGAUGCCUGGCGCUAUGCUGAUUUAAUAGUUGUGCCCAUCAGACUAAUGGAAAAAGCAUCUGUGAUGACUACGGCUACAUGGAAUCUCAGCAAUCAUCUUCUGAAUAUGGCCAAAGUGGCUCCAUACCUGCGCUCAGUUAACUUGAGUAUGGUUGAUACAAUGUAUCCCUGUGCGGAAAAUGUUGUCAAGGUUCUGCUUAAAGGCAAUACAAAUGUCAAAAACUUCUACACUUUCCCCAACUGUACUAAAAAGAUGCAAUCCUACACAUUGAAAUUGCUUCGAAAGUUUGCUCCAUCAUUGCGCUCGAUCAAAUUUUCUUGUGGUGACGGAGAUUCCAAGAAAGCAGCAACUUUCUUUGAAGGUGUAAAUGAAUUGCUUCAAAUAAUAUCUGAAGCUCCAAAGCUUAACUACCUUGCCCUUGAUUUUCGUAAUUUAAACAGUUUCCGAGGAUAUGCUGGUCAACUUGGGGAAGGAUGUUCUGUAUUGAAAAAGUUUGAAGUAAUGAACCAUCAACCUUGUCAAGAUAAUAUUAUCCUGGAUGUUCUGAGAAGCAAAAAGGAUCAGCUUGUACAAGUUGGAUUUGAUUCAGAUCUCAGCCAAGAUGUGGCCGAUGCUCUAAAGGAAUGCCAUGGCCUUUUAAAAUGUCGCUUACUUCAAAAAAAUAUUUCUCUUGUUGAGAGUAUGAGCCACCUGGAUGCACUUGAAGUUGGCUUCAUUGAAGUUCGUGCUCCACGUGAUAUGCCAGUUGAUAGCCUUAAGUCCUCCAAUAUUUUACCCCACAUUUCAAAACUAACUUUGAAGGGUAGCUGGACUCGUGGGCUCAAUUCUGAUUUAGUGUCGGAAGUGUCUACAAAUACUAUUGAUGUAUUGGCUCAAAAAUGCAAAAAUGUUGUUGUUUUGAAUUUGGUUGACAUCAACCUACCUGACUAUCUUCUGAAUUCGCUUAUGACUAACUUCCCAAAUUUGCGAGAAAUAUUAGUUGACUGUUGCGAAGGUAUAACAGGUCAACACAUAAAACUGUUAUCUGAGUUGCCUACCCUGCGAGUGGUCACCAUGUGUGAUAUCAUUGUUGAAAGUGAAGAGGCAGCUCUAGAAUUAGAGUCCGCUUUUGAUGCAUUGAGUCGAUCUAAACCCUAUGCUGUUCUUGCUCUUAGUAGUGAAAUGUCUCCAUUUGUGGAUCUGGAUAGUUCAGAUGAUGACGAGCUGGAGUAUGAUGAAUUUGGUGACCCUGUAUUUACGUACUAUGAUUAUUUGCGCAACAAAUAUGGAGAUGACAUUAGUGAUAUGGAUUUGUGGGCUCUAGCUUCUUCUGAUGAAGAUUGAAAAUCUAAAUUAGAUCAGGAUCAGUAUACAUCAAGGAACUCCUUUUUUCCUAGAACUGGUGUUCAUCUAUGUAAAUAUUUAUCUUUUUGCCUUUUAAAAUAAAAAUGCAUGAAUCCUUUUGUUUAAA